AUGGCCUCGAGAGAGAUUUCGGCAAUUUGGGAAGCAGCAAAGGGAAAAGAAACCAUCAUCCAAAACAAAGAUGGCAAAUACUUUCGCGGGCUGUUCUACGGAUAUGAUGAAACUGGUAUCAAGCUGAUCCAUUGCUAUGAAGUGAACGAGGAAAAUCGCGACAAUCUGCUCCCCCUAGCUGGGGAUAUGAUCAAGCAAUUGGUCGUCCCGUUUAUUGACAUCAUCUCCACGACAUUUGCUCCGAAAUGGGAGACUGAGACUGAGAAAAUGUUCCGGACUGAUGCUCAAUAUCAUGGCUCAAAGGCGGCUGUGGCUGAGCGGGAGUUUGAGGAGUGGAAUGGGCAUGAUGAGGAAUUGCCGAAUAGGGCUACUACUCUCAAAAAUGAAGACGGUCGUACCGGAUGGAGCCCAGAUGCCAUGUUCGCCUCCAACCGAGUCCUUGGAGUUCAGAGCACCUACGUCGAAGGCCACAAGCAAUAUACGAACGUCGAAAUCGGCGAAAACCCCGAGCUCCUGGCUAGAGCCGAGAGAAUAGCCCGCGAAAUCGAGGCCAGCAAUACGAGCAAGCACCGAGCUAUGUUGGAAAAUGACGAUGAGGAACGCGAUAUUAAGAAGUGGAACCGUAACAAUCGUCCCAACGUUGAGUACAACGAGCGUGCAGAGGCGCUUCGCGGGAAUGGGCGGCCGUCUAAAGGGAAUGAGCGGAAACCGAUGGCGCGUAGGAAUCCGGCGGAUAGUUAUGAAUCUCGGGAUCAUUCUGAUAGCCGCAACUCAACCUCCUCUAUUUCGGAGCGUGAAACUUUUGGCAAUGGUCCGACAAAAGAUGAAAAGGUGGGAAAUGAAGAACAAGCGGCUACAACUUCAUCCAACGCUUGGACGCGUGGCCCUCCUCAAGGCCUCGUCAGCUCCCCGGUCUCUUCCAAUCAACCCUCACCAGUUCCGAAAACUGAUGCUAAAGAGUCUGCGUCGAAAGAGGAGGAUAAGAAGGGCGAGACUGACGGCGCGGAGCAGCGAGAAACCCCUGAAUCGGCUGCAUCGGGAGAUGGAGAAGCGAAGGGUGACUCCAAGAAGAGUGAGAAGAAGUUCACCUUCAACCCGAAUGCCGCUGCAUUUGUGCCGACGAAGAAACCGGAAGCUGUUGAGGUCGUGCAGAUUGGAUCGGCUCGUGGUCCCCAUUCUGUGACUACAAUUCCUAACUAUGCUAUGCAGCCCUCGAGCAGCAUCAUCCAACAAAAUCCAGUUCUAUAUCAAUACGCUGGAGUCCCGCCACAACCCUAUCAGACUAUCCCACCAACCUUUGCCCAGUAUACCGUACCUGCCGCUCAGCAACCUCGUGCUCAGCCGCUAAUGGGUGGUCAGCACCAAGGUCGACCUCAAGCUCAACCAGUAUUUGUGCCGGGACCCUAUGCCCAGGUCUACCCGACUGGUGUCGGCCAAAAUGUGCCGGUUGCGACAUAUUUCCCGGGGGCCGCGUAUCCGGGCGGUCAAGUUCAAGCAGGACAGGAGGGAUUUAUACAACAGCUCCCGAUUCAAACACAGCAGAUCCAACAAAUCGGCUACAUCCCGCAGUCGCACUAUCAGGGAACUGUGCCUCAAAUGCAAUACGUCCAGACCUCAGGGACUACGCAACGCUUCCCCAGCCAGCCACAACGUAAUGGUAAUGGCAUGGAACAUUACGCAGGAGCUCCAGCUCACGCCAGUCAACCUCAAACUCCGGUCCCACAAGCCAAUGGAGCCCAGCAGCCCGCCCAUCCACCUCAAAUCCAACAAAAUCAACCACCCGCCGGAGCACCACCUCCGGCUCCUUCUACAGCCUCUAGCCCGCCGUUUGUCAUUGCUCCCGCGCAGGCACCCCUAUUCUACGGAAAUCAGCAGAUGUACUUCCAACAACCUACAAUCCAACACGUUCGGAUUGAGCCCGGCCAGGAUGUGAGCUUCCAAUUACAC
Messenger RNA from Mesorhabditis spiculigera, 1947 nucleotides. Lineage: Eukaryota; Metazoa; Nematoda; Chromadorea; Rhabditida; Rhabditidae. The record is from the annotation of a GenBank genome assembly.